Molecule: messenger RNA, 820 nt
Organism: Drosophila suzukii
Lineage: Eukaryota; Metazoa; Arthropoda; Insecta; Diptera; Drosophilidae
Source: RefSeq, a predicted model, not a curated record
AUUAUUUCAGUUUUGGGGAAUCAUUCCGAUAGAAAAGAUGACUCCCGCAUUGCAGCUUUCAUUGUUGCCGUUGCUGCUUUUUCAAUUGGGAUCCGCUGAGUUUUUGGAUUUCAAUUGCGCGAACCGCAAUCCCAACCCCAGAAGUUUAAGGCGAAGCCCUUGGAUGGCUUUCAUCGAGCCUUUAUCAAAAAACUGCAGCGGAACUUUAAUAAAUCAAUAUAAUGUGAUAACAUCGGCGAGCUGCAUAUUUGAUCAAAGCGAAAAUACCGUUUUGUUCAGAAUAUCUAGGAAUAACUAUGAAAGGCACUCCGUUCAAAGCGCCUUCAUACACAAGUUUUUCAACAAAAACACUUUUGAAAAUGAUAUAGCUCUACUCAUAUUAGAGAAACCUGUCGUUUAUAAACACGGGAUGCGGCCAAUAUGCAUUUGGUUGAAUAUGCCAAAGAAUUUCCAGCAGAGUCAAAAUUUAACAGCCAAAAGGUGGGUCAUAGCCCAGGAAAAAAUUAUUCCGCGUAUGAACCCCGUUUCCACGCUUGGCCCAAAAAAGUGCUACGAAUCCUUCGGCAAGGUUCCCGUAAAAUCCAGUUCUGCACUGUGUUAAAGGAAUCAAAGGUGUCCCUAUUCAGGUAGUCCUUUGGUCAGUGAGAUGCUAGUUUCGGGAAAAAUGAGUAACAUACUAGUAGGAAUUCAGAGCUAUGACAUUUUGGGAACUUGUGUAUAUACCAAAAUUCAAAGCUACAUCGACUGGAUUAUCGGAGUCGUGCUGGAGGUUGAUGUUUUGUUAUAAAAGUUUAACAGUUUAAAAACAACCCAUAAAUUU